GACUCGGCGCAGGAAAGUGUCAUCACUCGCGAUAUCCACCGAACGUUUCCUGCACACGACUACUUCAAGGACUCGGAUGGAGAUGGUCAAGAUUCCCUGUACAAGAUUUGCAAGGCCUACUCGGUCUAUGAUGAGGAAAUUGGUUAUUGUCAGGGUCAGUCAUUUCUUGCUGCUGUUCUCCUUCUACAUAUGCCUGAGGAGCAGGCCUUCUGUGUGUUGGUGAAAAUCAUGUACAAAUAUGGCCUCAAGGCUCUCUACAAGAAUAACUUUGAAGACCUGCACUGCAAGUUUUACCAGCUGGAAAGGCUAAUGCAGGAACAGCUUCCAGACCUGUGGGCCCACUUCCAAGAGCUGAACCUGGAGGCACAUAUGUAUGCGUCCCAGUGGUUUCUCACCCUGUUCACAGCAAAGUUCCCGCUCUGCAUGGUUUUCCACAUCACUGACCUGCUGCUCUGUGAGGGACUGAACAUCAUCUUCAAUGUAGCCCUGGCUCUGCUCAAGCUCCUGUGCGAGUUUACUGAGCUUCCCGAACGUCGGUCUGCCGUGACUGACCAGUCGAUCACAGUGGUCGCCUGGACUCCUUUUGGCCCGACGCUGAAAAACGACUCGCCCCAGCUGAGCCCGUACCACUCCCCGCUGCCGUUCUCUGACACCCGCUGUGACACUCCCGCGGCACGCUGGACCUCUCCUCCCCCUAUACCGGCCCACACCCAACACCUGUCCCUUCCAGCGGUGUGCAGGGCGGUAGAGGAUGGAGAGGGGAAGGCGGAAGAGAGCGCCCACAGCGGCCAAGCCUCAGCAGACUCGUUCUGCAGGGUAAUGGAUCUCCUUGGGAUGGGACACCGUCUCUUCGUCCCCAGGCUGCUGGCGACAUCCAAAGAGGACCUCUUGCAGGCAGACUUUGAGGGGGCUCUGAAGUUCUUUAGAGUCCAGCUCCCCAAACGAUACAGAGCUGCAGAGAAUGCACGAAGGCUUAUGGAGCAGGCCUGCAACAUCAAGCAAGCGGGAGUCAAGAUGAUGCAGGAGGUGUCCAUCAUGGUGGCAUAUGACGCCCAUGUAGUCGACCGCCCUGGGGAGGAGGACACUUUGGCCCGCUUGGUCGCUAUUUCAAGACCACUCCGCGCUCCCAGACCGGUGGUCCCAACCAAAAAGCUGAAGAAGUUUGAGAGGGAAUAUCAGACACUGAGAGAGAGCCAGCUUCAACAGGAAGACCCCAUUGAUCGAUACCAGAGGGAAAACCGCCGUCUUCAGGAGGCCAGUAUGAGACUGGAGCAGGAGAAUGAUGACUUGGCACAUGAACUGGUCACCAGUAAGAUUGCCCUCCGAAACGAUCUUGACCAGGCUGAAGAUAAGGCAGACGUUUUGAACAAAGAGCUGCUGAGCACCAAGCAACGUCUGGUGGAGACUGAAGAGGAGAAGAGACGACAGGAAGAGGAGACGGCUCAGCUGAAGGAAGUUUUCAGGAGGGAACUGGAAAAAGCAGAGUUGGAGAUAAAGAAAACCACAGCAAUCAUAGCUGAAUAUAAGCAGAUCUGCUCGCAGCUGAGCACCAGGCUGGAAAAACAGCAAGCAGCUACAAAAGAAGAGCUAGACAUCGUCAGGAAUAAGGUCAUGGGCUGUGAUCACUGCAAGGACCUGUUCGGCCCUCUGGGGUCCCUCCAGGCCUCCUCCCCGGGCAGUGACAGGACAUCGAAUGAACCACUGGAUGAGGAGAAGGACGGGCUGAAGGAGCAGCUUCGACAGCUGGAGCUGGAGCUGGCACAGACCAAACUGCAGCUGGUGGAGGCCAAGUGUCGCAUUCAGGAGCUCGAGCAUCAGCGGGGAGUCCUGAUGACCGAAGUCCAAGCCGCCAAGAACUCUUGGUUCAGCAAAACCCUGGGCUCUCUGAAAAGUUCUGCCUCCUCUUCCUCCAGCUCUGCAUCACAGACCCCUUCCUCUCCGAAGGAUGGGCCUGCCUAG
Molecule: messenger RNA, 1959 nt
Organism: Menidia menidia (Atlantic silverside)
Lineage: Eukaryota; Metazoa; Chordata; Actinopteri; Atheriniformes; Atherinopsidae
Source: the annotation of a GenBank genome assembly